AUGCCCACAAAAGAUAGCCUUCUUAUUGCCACCUGGAAUGUGAAUUCUGUUAAAGCGCGACUUCCCCUUGUUGAACGCUGGAUUGAUGAAGCAGAGCCUGAUGUUCUUCUCCUCCAAGAAACAAAAACAAUCGCAGAAGCAUUCCCUUAUGAAAUCUUUGAAGACAAAGGGUAUGGCUUUGCUGUUGUGGGGCAGAAAACAUAUAAUGGCGUCGCUAUCCUCGCAAAAGAGUCUAUCGAAGAUGUGACAACCACUUUGCCAGGAGACACAAACGAUCAAGAAGCUCGCUAUAUCGAAGCCGUCAUUGGAGGGAAACUUCGUGUUGCUUCCGCCUAUAUCCCUAAUGGCCAAGAAGUUGGUCAUGCAAAGUACGAUUACAAACUUAAGUGGUUAGAGCGCUUACGGACACAUCUUCAACAGGUGCUAUCUUAUGAUGAGCCCUUUGUCAUUGGGGGGGACUUUAAUAUCGCCCCAAAAGAUGAAGAUGUUUACGACCCUGUCCUUUGGAAAGACCGAAUUUUGUGCUCUUCUCCAGAACGUCAAGCGUUUCAAAGCCUUCUCCAUAUUGGCCUCUAUGAUAUUGUACGCUUACAAAACCCAAUCCAUGCCCCAAAUGGGAAAGACCUUUUUAGCUGGUGGAAUUACCGCACCCGAGCAUGGGAUAGCAAUUCAGGUUUGCGCAUUGAUCACCUGCUAAUAAAUGCACAAGCUUUGGAUUGUAUAGAACAAGCCUAUAUCGACACAUCUUCAAGGGGAUGGGAACGUCCCUCUGACCAUACAACGGCUGCUCUAUACAAAUCAUUGGAGAAAAAGAUUGGUGCUCCACAGAGGAAGAUGAAGAUAAAAGCCUAG
Messenger RNA from Stylophora pistillata, 852 nucleotides. Its product is annotated as exodeoxyribonuclease III-like. The record is from RefSeq and is a predicted model, not a curated record. Lineage: Eukaryota; Metazoa; Cnidaria; Anthozoa; Scleractinia; Pocilloporidae.